AUGGCCAACAUAUCAUUCGACUACUUUGACCAUCCUCAGAACAAACAGCAUCUUGGCUUCUACGACCCUGCAGACUUCAGUGGUGAUUCAGCUCAUUCUCCCGAUUCACCACUAUCUCCCGUCUUUGCCAACCCAUACCAGCUUCCCGUCUCCAACGACUGGAUAAAUUGGGACGACAAAGCUGCGCUAUCAUCUGAUCUUGACUCUCUUCCCAAGCAGGAGCCCUUUGACAGCAUCAUUAUCACUACCAUCCCCUCAAGAAACAGUAUGGAGCUCAGCCCCGCCAUUAACCCACACGACCUCUCGGGUACUAUUCCUGAUGCCGUCCCCUUUGGCCGAGUCGGUCUCAACGACAUCGACACUCAACCUCUGUUCCAAACUCCCAUUCCUACCAUCUCUUCUCAGCCUCCUCAUCUCCAGUCCAGCAUGAUGCCACCUCCAAUGUCUUCUUCCAUGGACAGCAUUAACUCCAAAGAUGCCAACGGCCGAUAUCCUUCGCGCAAGCGCAAGUCCUCGGGCUCUGGAAGCUCGUCUUCUCGCUCUUCAACCUCUCCUCCCCCCGCGACCCGUCGCCACUGCUCUCCUCCCAAGAAGACCGCACACAACAUGAUCGAGAAGCGCUACCGCACCAACCUCAACGACAAGAUAUCCGCUCUCCGCGACUCCGUCCCAGCCCUUCGCGUCAUGGUCCAGCGCCUAGAGCAACCCUGCGUUGAAGGCAUGGAGGAAGAUGGCGACGAGGACCUCGGUGGUCUCACACCAGCCCACAAGCUCAACAAGGCCACCAUCCUCAGCAAAGCAACUGAGUACAUCGCCCACCUUGAGAAGAGGAACAGAAGUCUCGCCCAAGAGAACACCCAGCUCCGAAAUCGCAUGGAGGGUUUUGAGAUGAUGAUCAUGUCUCGAGAUCAGGGACCACCAGCAGGUGUCUGGGCAUAG
Messenger RNA from Fusarium pseudograminearum CS3096, 939 nucleotides. RefSeq lists its product as uncharacterized. The record is from RefSeq and is a predicted model, not a curated record. NCBI's taxonomy places the organism in Eukaryota, Fungi, Ascomycota, Sordariomycetes, Hypocreales, Nectriaceae. Gene Ontology annotation, molecular function: protein dimerization activity. Bases 1 to 939 code for a protein of 312 amino acids. The transcript is spliced from 2 exons.